Molecule: messenger RNA, 2249 nt
Organism: Penaeus monodon (black tiger shrimp)
Lineage: Eukaryota; Metazoa; Arthropoda; Malacostraca; Decapoda; Penaeidae
Product: serine protease nudel-like
Exons: 12
Coding region: 44-2131 (695 amino acids)
Biological process (GO): proteolysis
Cellular component (GO): plasma membrane
Molecular function (GO): serine-type endopeptidase activity; protein binding
Source: RefSeq, a predicted model, not a curated record
UUAGUUUUUUUCAAUUUUCUCUCUAGAAUUAUGCCAAGGCUUCAUGUGUGAAACGAGCAGGCAGUGUAUAGCCAUGGAUAAGGCAUGUGAUGGUGUGGUUGACUGCCAGUUUGGCGAGGAUGAAAUUAACUGCAUUGGCCUUGUGUCUGCGGUUCGCCCCCCUACGUUGAGUGGGUUGCUGGACCUGUCAGAGCAGCGGAGUCCCAUUGGGAUGUUGAUGCGUAAAGAAGGCAUUUCAUGGAGGCCAGUUUGUCUGGAAGGUGUUGCUACCGAACUGGUUAAAGAAAUAUGCCCGUAUCUCGGAUACAGUUCUGACCCGAUAGAAACCAGCCAUAACACCACGGAUCCCAUAGAUAUUCUAUAUGAAAGCGAAACGAGGUGGCCACGCACCAAUCGAAGCACAGUCAACUUUCCGAGGAAUCUGAGAGAUGAACUUCCUUACUGGCGGGAUGAAGCCGAGGGGCUAGACCAGGCCGUUGAUCAGGGAGGCAGCCAUGGCUUUCUAAGGUUCUUACAGGAUGUUAUUCAAAGAGGAGGAUCUAAUGGCUGCAAGAGUGAAGUUAGAUGUGGCGAGGAACUGUGCGGGAUUGUUCCUCGCUUCUUGUUCACACAGGACAUUCCUGUCUGGAAGCUUGGUGGUGUGCCAUGGGCAGGAGCGGUUUAUGUGAACGGUCAUUAUAAAUGUGGAGCUACCCUUGUCCAGCCUUCCUGGGUUAUAACCUCGGUUGAUUGCAUGUCUCAAAUUGACCUCACCAAGUCUCGGGUGGCUGUUGUAAUGGGCUCCUGGAGGAAAACCGGGAAUCCAACCCGUUUGUGGAGUGCUUAUGAACACGAUCGUCGCGUGGACUACAAGACGGCCGUAUCAAAUUCAGAUAUAAUGCUACUUCACCUUCAGGAAAGGAUGCCUAAAUCACAUUAUAUCAAUCAUCUGUGUUUACCAAACAGUUUGCCGGAUGUACAACCAAACAGUUCUUGUGUCAUUGCUGGUUUGUCUGAAGAUGAUGAUCGCCUCUCACUUGGGAUAAAUUUUCACACUGCUGAAAACUGUACCAAUCAUGAAAUUUGUAUUGCAGACAAUCUAAGCAAAGCUCCCUGCAUGUCAUCAUGGGCAGGCGUAAUUGCUUGUAGGACUGAAUCGGGAGCUGAUUCCGUGUGGACAGGUGUGGGAAUGUGGUCGCAUGGUACAUGCGAUGGGAAUAGCAGUCAGCCCAUCCGCCAUUCGUUGUUUACAAAGGAGAACCUAAAUACCAUCUUCAGAAUCUUAGCCACCCCAGACAUGAGCAUACCAACAGUACCAGACUUUUGUGAGAGUGACACAUGCGCAUCGGGUGUCUGUAUUGGACAGGAUAUGAUGUGUGACAUGAAGCUAGACUGCCCUGACCUUACUGACGAGCUUCCAACCUGCCCUGCACAUCUCUCUCUCUGUACCCCUGACAAAGAAAUGGAAAUUUGUGUUUGUGAAGAUGGAAUGAUGCAGUGUCCUGACAAGGUUUGCGUUCCCUUCGACAAAGUGUGUGAUGGCAUUUCACACUGUCUUGAUGGUUCUGAUGAAGUGAACUGCACAUGCAUCGAGCAUCUGAGACGUGUUGACUUAAGGAAAGUGUGUGAUGGAAUUAUAGACUGCAAUGACCAGGAAGAUGAGAAGUACUGUGGUUGCUCUGAAUCCUCUAAAUUUCGAUGUUACAAUUCGUCCUCACAGGCUUGCAUUGAUGAUGAAUUGGUGUGUGACGGUAAGAAUGAAUGUGAGAAUGGAGAGGAUGAGAACCACUGCAUAGCUUUGUCACCUUCGUUAUUUGUGUCAGAGACGGUACUAGGUGUUCCACAACGCAGCCGUGAAGGUUUUCUUCUGUUGCGGAUGAGAGGACGCUGGUUUACUUACAGCAGCAAACACUGGUCAGAGAACACCUACCUAUCUGGCCAUUUGUGCCAGAAUCUUGGGUAUCCUAAUGUCAUCGCCACAAUCAGCCGCUCUCUUAGCAUGGAACAGGUGAUCAAAAUAGGCAAGGAAUUUGACAGUUCUAAUAAUCCAGACUUGACCAAAUUUGACACCAGUCGGCUGCUACCUAGUGAGAAGGAAGAUAGCACAUCAGUUGUAUAUGUUGUCUGUCUUGAAGAGGACCAAGAAAAAUAGAUUCAACAUUUUUAGCGCAGAAGAAAGCGUAGAAAUUAAUUUUAAAGUUUAGCUGUUAGAAAGAGUAUUUUGUAAGUUAAUGUUUUGUAGCAAAUUUUAUUAAAUAUUUUAUAUAGAA